This is a messenger RNA of Lathyrus oleraceus (garden pea), 1438 nucleotides long. RefSeq names its product structural maintenance of chromosomes flexible hinge domain-containing protein GMI1. Lineage: Eukaryota; Viridiplantae; Streptophyta; Magnoliopsida; Fabales; Fabaceae. The coding region runs from base 216 to 1367 and encodes 383 amino acids. The transcript is spliced from 12 exons. The record is from RefSeq and is a predicted model, not a curated record.
CCAUUUCAUUAUUUGUCUUAUUAUCUUCUCAAAGAUCACACUAUUUUCACUCUUUCUCUUUAAUUUCUCUUCCCACACACAACACAAGCAAACCCACUAAGCUUCAAAACCGUUUAUCUUCCACUCUUCAAAACCCUUUCAGAACCCUCUCAUUUUCUUCCAUACCUCUAACCGCAGAAGCGCUUUUAAUUUCUGUUUUCGUAUUUAGUGGAGGCAUGGAAAGGGCAUUGGUUGUUGCCAACCCUAAAAAGAGGAAACUCAUGAUUAGUGAUGACGAUGACGAUGAUUUUGGAAUACGAAGAAGAGAGUUCAGGUUCAAAGUUUUGUUGCCGAAUGGAACUAGUGUGGAAUUGACAGUGUGGAGUGUAGAAACUGAGAUGCAUUUUGAGGAUUUUGUUGGAUUAGUUCGAGAAAAGUAUUUGGAACUUCGGAAAAAAUAUGAAUGGAUGAAGAAGAAAAGGGAUAUAAAUUGGAAGGGAAGUGGUUUGUAUCUUGAGGAUGCUGGUGAUAAUAAGAUAAAAAAUGUUAUCGAGUUAAAAAAUUUCAUGCCUCGGAAGUGCCAUAUUUUGCGCCUUAAUGAUGGGAGUAGCGAUGUUGCUCAGACCUUUGAGAAUAUGUGGGACUUAACACCGGAUACAGAUUUGCUACUGGAGCUUCCUAAAGAAUAUAAUUUCGAAGCUGCUAUUGCUGACUUGAUUGAUAAUGCUUUGCAAGCUGUGUGGUUCAACGGGAAAAAUAGUCAGAAGCUAGUCAGAGUAAAUGUUACUGACGAUAAGAUUUCAAUUUUUGACAAUGGUUCUGGAAUGGAUGACUCCGAUGAGAAUUCACUAGUAAAAUGGGGAAAGAUGGGUGCUUCGGUUCACAGAUUAUCAAAAUCAAUGGCUAUUGGGGGAAAGCCCCCAUACUUAAGGCCUUACUUUGGGAUGUUUGGAUAUGGAGGGCUUGUAGCAUCCAUGCACUUGGGGAGGCGUACUCGUGUUUCGUCCAAAACAAAACACGUAAAAGGUGUUGAUAUUAACAAACUCCAGUGCCGCCUCAAGGACAUAUAUUUCCCCUACAUUCAGGCUGAAAUUGUCUGGAAGAACGAUAUUUCAUACAAAUCUAUAUUUGGAUGUUGGAGGUUAGCAAUGCCUCCGCACAACAAAAAAAGGAGGUUAGCAACGCCUCCGUGUCCUCAACAACGUAAUCAAAUAGAUUGCGGGUAUUUCAUGUUGAGGUUUAUGCGAGAUACUCUUGCUUUUGGCCGAUUAAAGAUUCCCACCGAUUACUUUGAGGAAUUCAAGUGUGCAUUUUAUACAAAGGAUCAAGUGGACGAAAUCAAAGAGGAGUGGUGUCAAUUCAUGAUAGAGCUCAAUGUUUGUUCAUAAAUUUGUGUAAUUAAUGUGUACAUUUGUAGUAUAUGUAAUGACUUGUAAAUGUGUACAUAAAUUUGUAUAUA